AUAUAAAUAUUACUAAUGGUGAAUUUAAGUAGUUCCAAUUAUAACAAUCAAUUGUUACAUAAAUAAAGAAAAAAAAAAACUUUUGUUUUUUUAGUGUAAAGACAAUAUUAAUAUUAUUAUUCUUAUAAAAAUAUUAAUAAUUAAUAAUAUUAUUAAUAUUAUUAUUAUAUUAAAAUAAAAUGUUACGUUCAACUUCAAAUGUUUUAAAACAGAGACAAAAUUUAAUACAAUGUUUGAAUAUGGAAAAAUCUACAAAAGGAAAAAAUAAUAAGUUAACAAUAAAACCAAAUAUUUCAGGUCUCAGUGAAAAAUGUUGUAAAGUUCCAAGUACACCUGUAGGACCUAAUGCUGCUAAAAAUACAGAAUAUAAAAAUCCAGAAUAUUUUUGUUAUCAUACAGAAACUUUUGGAGAAGCAGAAGUAGAAUUAGCAAAAUAUAGAUUACCAGCUCCUUCUAAUAAAAUACCUUUUCAUAAAUAGUUUUUUAAUUGUAUUCUAUUGAUAAAAUCAUGUAUGUAGUAAGAAAAAAUAAUUAAUAAAUAAAAUUUAAAUAGAAAAAUUAUAAAA
Apis mellifera (honey bee) is the source of this 566-nucleotide messenger RNA. RefSeq lists its product as uncharacterized. Gene Ontology annotation, cellular component: mitochondrion. Bases 180 to 479 code for a protein of 99 amino acids. Lineage: Eukaryota; Metazoa; Arthropoda; Insecta; Hymenoptera; Apidae. The transcript is spliced from 3 exons. The record is from RefSeq and is a predicted model, not a curated record.